CGCCGCCGCCGCCGCCAUGGUGAAGCUGGGCAGCCAUUUCGGCGAGAAGAGCCCCAAGCAGCCCCCCGCCGAGGACGGCUUCGACACCAUCUUGCUCAUCACGCCCCUCGACGUCAAUCAGCUCCAGUUCCCACCCCCCGACAAGGUGGUGGUCAAGACAAAAACGGAAUAUGAACCAGACCGCAAGAAAGGGAAAUUCCGCACACCUAAAAUAGCUGAGUUCACGAUCAGCAUCACUGAAGGUGUCUCAGAACGGUUUAAGGUAACCGUUUUGGUUCUUUUUGCCCUUGCCUUUCUUACUUGUGUUGUAUUUCUGGUCGUCUACAAGGUUUACAAGUAUGACCACACCUGUCCGGAAGGCUUUGUCUUCAAGAACAAUCAGUGCAUCCCAGCUGGAUUAGAAAACUACUACUCUGAACAAGACUCUAGUGCAAGAGGGAAAUUUUAUACCGUUAUAAACUGUGAUUCCAGUUAA
Messenger RNA from Heteronotia binoei (common prickly gecko), 475 nucleotides. RefSeq names its product neuronal vesicle trafficking-associated protein 1-like. Gene Ontology annotation, molecular function: clathrin light chain binding. Lineage: Eukaryota; Metazoa; Chordata; Lepidosauria; Squamata; Gekkonidae. Gene Ontology annotation, biological process: endosomal transport; G protein-coupled dopamine receptor signaling pathway; clathrin coat assembly. Gene Ontology annotation, cellular component: membrane; endosome. The coding region runs from base 17 to 475 and encodes 152 amino acids. The transcript has 2 exons. The record is from RefSeq and is a predicted model, not a curated record.